This is a messenger RNA of Mollisia scopiformis, 955 nucleotides long. RefSeq lists its product as uncharacterized. The record is from RefSeq and is a predicted model, not a curated record. The transcript is spliced from 4 exons. Bases 207 to 638 code for a protein of 143 amino acids. NCBI's taxonomy places the organism in Eukaryota, Fungi, Ascomycota, Leotiomycetes, Helotiales, Mollisiaceae.
GUUGGUUCAAAUCGAGAUCUACAGUUUUACGCCACAGCCCUUGGCCUUGACGUCAGAGGGCGAAAUACCGCACCUCUCUCGUCCGACAGCCUCGUGGGGCAUACUUUCCCUCGCUGUAGAAAGCGCUCUCUUGUCUCGCAAAAUUCUCGGACAAUGCUCAAAACUUAAUCUCCGACCCAAGUACAGAAUUUGUCGAAGCCGAAACCAUGUCUCAUCAACCAUCCACCACCGAUAACAUCAAGAGCACCGCCAAUUCGGCGUACAAUUCCGUCGUAAACACAAUUACACCUUCGAACAAUCAAGAAGAUUACGAUCCAAAUCAAGACCCAGCAAAUUUCAAGAAGGAUGCACACGGAAACACGGUCAAGAAAGGCGACUUGAAAGACAAAUUGAACGAGGCUGCAUUGGGUGGACCAAGAGAACCAGAACCAACAUAUGUUGAGAAAGCUCUUUCAAAUAUUCCAGGUGUCAGCAAAUUACAACAAAUGGCAUUCGAUCAGGGCGAACCAGCGAAGCAAGGUCAACCUCCAGGACCUCCAGAAAGACCGGAUCACGAUGUUCAAGUCGAACAGUUCUUGAGGAAACAGUAUCACAGCCAGAGUGGGGACGGCAUGCCGGAUCCGGACGCGAAGGAUUGAUGUCUUGAGUUUAUGGAAGGGGUCCUGGACAUUAGGGGUCAAUAUUCAAUACUUAUAGAGUCCAUGGACUCAGCGGGCAGCCUAUGUCGGAAUAAGAGAGAUUCAUGAGAGGAAUAUCGGUCCUGGCCGGAAAAGUUGUACACAUGUUCACGGGACAAUCCCCCUCAGCAUACGUAAUAGGCCUGUUUCAUCUCGUCAAACCAAGCGUGUUCAGGAGACUGCACUUCAAGUUUUAUCACAGAGACGAGACUAGAGAAGAGAACUGCUUUAGCAGCACCACUACAAAUGAAACAUCAGACCCUGCUGGAGAUGGUGGG